Messenger RNA from Stegostoma tigrinum, 357 nucleotides. RefSeq lists its product as uncharacterized. The annotation marks the transcript as partial. The record is from RefSeq and is a predicted model, not a curated record. The transcript is spliced from 4 exons. Lineage: Eukaryota; Metazoa; Chordata; Chondrichthyes; Orectolobiformes; Stegostomatidae.
CAGAGAGAGAGAGAGAGAGACAGACACAGAGAGAGAGAGAGAGAGAGAGAACGCGAGAGAGCACGCGAGAGACAGCGCGCGAGCACGCCACAGAGAGCGAGAGGGGAGCGCGCCACAGAGAGCGAGCGCGAAAGAGAGCACGAGCGAGAGAGAGCACGAGCGAGAGAGAGCACGAGCGAGAGAGAGCACGAGCGAGAGAGAGAGCGAGCAAACGAGAGCGAGCAAACAGAGAGCGAGCAAACAGAGAGCGAGCAAACAGAGAGCAAUGACACAUUUAUUAGUAUAUUAGACAUAAACGAGCAGACCAGCUGUUUGCCAAACUUGGAAGUGCUAACCAAGAACAGGGAAAACGAGUGA